AUGAAGAGGCUACUGCUUGAAUCCGGAGAAGAGGAGGAUAAAGAAUCAAAAGCGAUUGAAGAGGAGAUGGACGAAGAAGCCCAGCUGUGGUACUAUCGUGUUACCUAUCUCCACUGCACUCAUGUUGAUUCGGCCGUCAUGCGUCAACUGACUCGAUCCGAGCUGGCCGUGAUCAUCAAAGGCUUUACUGAAAUGCCAAACUACGGUGACUACAGCCUAAUUGGGCGGAAGACUCGUCUUCACCUUCGGCCCAUUGAGGCGACCAGUAACCGAGAGGCUGAGAUCGCCUACGACCGACUGGACGGCCUGGCGAGAUGCACACUGUUUGACCUACGCGUUCUCAUUGUCCUGGAGACAAUGGACGGUUGCAACUCCUACCGACUGCACGCUGUACAGCUGAACACCUCCGGCGAAGUGGAAGAGCUGCUCGAGUUGCUGGAAGCGCCAAAACGUCGACUCAUUUGGCGCUUUCCCGACGACGAGGUGAACCGGACCGUCAGCCAGACCAGUCAUGCCUCAGUGUCAACCGACUCAAGCAGAUUGACAUCCAUCCUUGCCGGUCGACUCAGCCGACCGAAGGCAUCAAGAGUCUUCUCGUUGCGUCGACUCACCAGUCAUGUGUUUGGCGCUCCUGUCAUUGGUCCCAUGCACUCGCUUCUCGCCCACAACUCUUCAGGCAGCCUCCAGUUGAAUGGUGGGAUGGCCUGUCAGCUGGUGCAACUCCUGGCCAUGGUUGAGCUCUCGGACAAACAACAGGCUGAACUGACACCGUCCAGACUGGACGAUUUAAUCACACGACACCUAAAGGAGGCCGAAUCGCAGGCCUUGCAUGCAACAGACGAUUGUAUGGGUGCUCAGCAUGCUAUGAUACUGAAGAGUAAAGGCAUUGGCUUGACUCGGCAAAUAUUGCUGCUACCACGGAGGUUGGAACUAUUCAUCCCCUUCAAACGGAUCGACCAACUAUACAAAUUCAGUCAAAACGCCGAUUCUGAAAUGUAUGUACUGGUUGUCAAUGAGUGGAACCAGGAAGCACAGUUAAACAUGAUGUAUCUACUGGGAUUCUCAGAUCUCGAGCGCCGUGAUGUACUGACAGACCUGGUGACUAAGCUGGUACUGGAGUAUCAGUUCAACUCGAAGCAGAUGAGGCGUAUCUGCAAAGCUCGAGGGCUUUCUGGAAACGCAGAGCUAGUUAAGGACGGAUUGCUUUGGCGAUUUGGACAGAAGAAGACGUAUGCGAGGCGCAAGAUGUCGUCCUUCAACUAA
Protopolystoma xenopodis is the source of this 1263-nucleotide messenger RNA. The record is from the annotation of a GenBank genome assembly. NCBI's taxonomy places the organism in Eukaryota, Metazoa, Platyhelminthes, Monogenea, Polystomatidea, Polystomatidae.